AUGAACAAGAGCCAUGGUACUCAGGAGUCUCCCAAGCAGCAAAAGCAGCCCCAGGGGCAGCAGCAGCAGCAACAGCAUAUCCAGCACCCGCUCGGACAGGAUCCAGCGCAGCGGACAGCCCCCGCGGCUGAGGGCGAGCCCCGCUCGCUGAAGCACCCGGGCCGUCUGCCGGGGACGGCCGCCGGCAAGCCCACCAGCAAGCCCGCUGCCGGUCGCCCUCAGGCAGGCCAAAGCCCCCAGGCAUCGGGGGCGUGCCGCCGGGAUCAGGAUGACCCGGAGUACUGUCCGGGCCUGGCCUAGAGGCAUUCGGAGUGCGGCCCUCCGCGGAAGAUCCGGGUAUCCGCCCCCACCCCCCGAGGCCGGGUCUCGCGCCCAGGUCGUGGCCCCUCCUCCGGGACCAAAAGGCGAC
Fonticula alba is the source of this 409-nucleotide messenger RNA. RefSeq lists its product as hypothetical. The transcript has a single exon. The record is from RefSeq and is a predicted model, not a curated record. Bases 1 to 300 code for a protein of 99 amino acids. NCBI's taxonomy places the organism in Eukaryota, Rotosphaerida, Fonticulaceae.